Hyaloscypha bicolor E is the source of this 1364-nucleotide messenger RNA. RefSeq lists its product as uncharacterized. The record is from RefSeq and is a predicted model, not a curated record. The transcript is spliced from 2 exons. NCBI's taxonomy places the organism in Eukaryota, Fungi, Ascomycota, Leotiomycetes, Helotiales, Hyaloscyphaceae. The coding region runs from base 452 to 1108 and encodes 218 amino acids.
CGCGAGGCUGACGCCAUAGUGGUGGCUGUAGUGUCUCGGAGGUUCUCGUAUCGAGUCUGUCGCCCUCCGAUGGAUAAGUUUCAACGCUUCAACCUGGCAAGGCUGACGCCACCGUCUUCCUGAAUUCCUGCUGUCUCUGACGAUUGCGCAUCAAAGCUGCUUUCAUUUGAUGAGUUUCUACUGAUCAGCCAUGGAGCAGCCACUCGGACAACUCGUUAGUUCGGGAGGUUUAAGAUAUAUUUGGUUCUACCCUUGCGUCCGCCGCCUUCUUGUUCGGUCGUAUUCAUCCCCAUUUCCCUCGUGUCAUUAAUACGCAUCGUACCUCUCCCUGCGCAUCAAAGACUCCUUGAAGAAGACCUCUACAACUGAGAGAAAAGCAUCAGCCUAAGAAUAUCAUCCCUCUCCAAAUUAUAUCAGCAGCUGGCGAAUUCUCCAAAUUUCUCCCAGCAACAUGCACGCACUCAAGUCUAUCAUCGUCGGUACUCUUGCCACCACGGCAUCGGCCACCUACUUCAACGGCGAAGCCCUGCGCCGUGAAGUCCUUCAAGUCCGAGCAACUUCGUCAUCUGUAUCAGCCGCCACGGUCACCAAAUCAUAUCCCACCGCAACGGCGUCUAAGAACAGCAGCAACGUCUGUGAUUCUGUCCUCAGUGGCCUCUCAACCGUGCUUACGGGGCUCCCGACACCGACAGGUGAUCUUUAUAGCUACCUGAAAACUGCAGCCACGACGCUCACUGAUCCUUGCCACCUCACAGUCCCCUCCGCCAUCGCCCCCGCCUUCAGCACCUACGAAUCCGCCGUAAUAUCCUUCUACAGCGCCCACAAAUCGCAGCUCAACUCCGCCGUCUCUGCUUGUCCCAAACUCACAAGUCUUGUUGCAAACCCUGUCUGCUCCACGGCGGCCUCCUCUACAAAAAUUGUGAAGACGAUUCCCCCGGCUACGCCGAUUCCUACCCCGACGGAGUCCGUGACGGGGACAGGGACCGGCUCGUCGUCGACCCCGAGCACGUCGAUUAUUAACACUGGUGGCGCGAACGAGAUGAGAGAGAAGAGUACGGUGGCUUUGCUUGCUAUUGGCGUGGUUGGAGUUGUGGCAAUGCUCUUGUGAUAGAGGUUUGUUGAUGGGUUAUGGUAGGCAACAAAGUGCUAGUGGACGUAGCAUGGAGGAGCAGAGGCAACAGAGGCGAAUAAAGCUUAAAAAUUCGUUGAACUAGCCUGAAGUUCGAUAAUGUAAUUCGGAAGGAAACAAGAGAGGAGUGAUUUAGCAAAAAAUAAACAUACCCCCUUUCUUUUACCAAGGGGCUGGUCUCAAAACGGGCCUCACAAGAUCAGACAAGAAACGUCUUGGUUUAUCAAAUCCAUUU